AUGAGCUUCGAAGAGGAUGCUGACGGCGGCAACGGCUGCUUGUCGAAUGGCUGUAAAGUAACUCCUAAAAUGAGUUGCUCAGAAGAUGAUGACGCUGACACACGAUCAGCUCCAGGAGAUUUGGGAGCUCCACCAAAAGCCAGACGUAUGAAAUGGAGCCAUAGUCGUCAAGCUUCUCAAGGUGUCCCUCCGAGAGACGUCAAAAGACCUCGUCGAAUAAAAGACAACCACUGGGAGGAAAAGCAGAACGAAUUAAUUGAGAAGGAGAUGAGUGUCCUAGCUCAAGAAUCACAGUGUGGAGUAGGCAAAUGGCGACCUAGAUGGCUUCAAUUCAUUGGCACAAGGAAUUGGAUGAUGCUUCUUCUUUGUUGGUACUGUAUGGUUCAAGGAAUGGUUAAUAACGGUCUUGUGCCGUCCGCUAUAUCAUCGAUUGAGCGAAGAUACAAGCUUAGUACUAGUACUAUGGGUAGAAUAGUUCAGUUCUAUGAUUUUGGCUAUGUUCUGUUUUGUAUUCCUGUUUCAUACUUCGGAGGUCGUCAUAGCAAGCCAGCUGUUCUGGCUGCAGGUCUUGCUCUUAUGGCAACUGGAAGUUUUCUGUUCUCAACACCUCAUUUGUUAGCUGAUAGUUAUUCAGCCAAUAUCGGUAAUACAUCUCUCGGGUCAUGUAGUGUUAAAUCAGAUUUUUAUAAUGAGAGUAAUCCUGUAGCCGAGUCAUUAACCGCUCCUUGUCCAAUCAACCACAAUACUCAUCCUGGCAGUUUUCGUUAUGUUUUCCUGUUCUGCCUUGCUCACUUUUUACAUGGAAUAGGAGCAACUCCUUUGUUUACUAUUGGCGUCAGUUAUAUAGAUGAAAACGUUGGGCCAGCACUUUCUUCUCUUUUCGUUGGUAUUUUUUAUGCAUUCGCAAUCUUUGGACCAGCAGCAGGUUUUCUAACAGCCGGGACUCUUCUGCGAUAUCAUACCGAUUUUUGGCAUCUACCUGCCGAGCAAAUCCUACGCGUUAGUGGAGAUGAAAGUGAUCCUUCAUGGGUUGGAGCCUGGUGGUUAGGCUUCAUAAUUGCCUGUGUGCUGGGUUUUGUGGCUGUUCCUCUGAUUAGCUGCUUACCAAAAGUCCUUCCUGCAUCUCUUUCUUGGCAUCGUACCCGUCUUCACGAAGCAUCGCAGUCAGGUAGACGUCGAACUCCAGAGUGUUGCGGAAUCGCCGGAACUAACAAGACAGCUGCCUUAUAUAGUGAUACUCCUGAGCAAACAACUCUUCUGUAUUCAAAUAUAACAAAUCGAGCAAGAGGACCGUUGUGGUAUAAGCUUUGGCUAGAUGUUCGUCACAUUCCUGUUUCGAUCUAUCGGAUUUUAACAAAUGGACCGUUCAUGAUCAUUACAAUCGCUAUGGCUGUAGACAGUCUUGUGGUCACCGGAGCUUCUUCUUUUAUGUCCAAAUACUUGGAACGCCAAUUUAGUGUGGCUCCCAGUAAGGCGAACGUACUGAUCGGUUGCAUUAUGGUACCAAUGGCUGGUGUGGGAUGUAUGCUUUCGGGUUACAUUGUUCAAUACUUCCGACUGAAUUGCGUGAAAACGCUCAAGUUGGCAAUUGGACUACUGUUCAUAUCGCUUAUGCUAACUCCAAUGUAUCUAAUCUAUUGUCCCCACGACUCUUUGGUUGGAGUUCAAACAGACUACCCAGAAAAUCCAUAUGAUCCAACGGCCAAUUUCACAUAUAUAACAUCGUUUGAUACCGUCUCUCUAACAGCGUCGUGCAAUGCUCAUUGUUCGUGCAGUGAAUCAGAGUAUCAACCUGUAUGUGCAGAAUUUUUGGAUGGCUCACAAAUAAGUUAUUAUUCUCCCUGUUAUGCGGGUUGUUCUGAAUCAUAUUCUCCGACUAUCAAGAUCUACGAUGAUUGCCGCUGUGUGGCAUCCAAUACACGAACAGCUCCUCAUCGGGUGAAAAAAGGUUUAUGUGAGAGCAAAUGUAGUGGAUUACUGGGAUUCCUUGUUCUUUUUGCUCCACUGAGUUUCUGUACAUUCGCUGUUGGUGUCCCGAUUAUUUCGGUCAUUCUUAGAACUGUUGAUUACGGUGAGCGAAGUUUCGCUCUAGGAAUUCAGUGGAUCCUUGUUCGCGUCAUUGGAACUAUUCCUGCUCCUGUCUUGUUCGGCUGGAUGUUCGAUGUUAGUUGUAUUCGAUACCAGUCUGAGCCUUGUGAAUCACAAACUGGUAGCUGCCUGCUUUAUUCGAAUAAACUCCUAGCUGAUCUCUUCCUCACGUUUUCUAUAGUUGGCCAGGCUCUCGCAAUGGUGAUUCUCAUAUCUGCUUUAAUGCUUUAUGGCGGCUCUUUACAAGAUGAUCCACUGCCGGCUGGACCCAUUAAAGAUGCUAAAAAGAGCGUUUCGCCAGGACCAAUAGAAACACCUGAAGGCAUUCAAAUGACAGCAGAGGAAGCAGAAGCUGAACGGAGAAAAAUGAAAGACGAUCUUCCAAUCGCGUAA
Messenger RNA from Auanema sp. JU1783, 2481 nucleotides. Lineage: Eukaryota; Metazoa; Nematoda; Chromadorea; Rhabditida; Rhabditidae. The record is from the annotation of a GenBank genome assembly.